GGGGAGAAGCCCUAUAAAUGCUUUGAGUGUGGGAAAUGCUUUGCUCUCAGCUCACACCUUAAGCGGCAUCAACGAAUCCACACUGGGGAGAAGCCCUAUAAAUGCUUAGAGUGUGGGAAAUGCUUUGCUCUCAGCUCACAUUUUAAGCAGCAUCAACGAAUUCACACUGGGGAGAAGCCCUUUAAAUGCUUAGAGUGUGGGAAAUGCUUUGCUCUCCGCUCACACCUUAAGCGGCAUCAACGAAUCCACACUGGGGAGAAGCCCUAUAAAUGCUUUGAGUGCGGGAAGACCUUUGCUCGGAGCACACAGCUUAAGCUGCAUCAAGGAAUUCACACUGGGGAGAAGCCCUAUAAAUGCUUUGAGUGUGGGAAGACCUUUGCUCGGAGCACACAGCUUAAGCAGCAUCAAGGAAUUCACACUGGGGAGAAGCCCUAUAAAUGCUUAGAGUGUGGGAAGACCUUUGCUCGGAGCACACAGCUUAAGCAGCAUCAAGGAAUUCACACUGGGGAGAAGCCCUAUAAAUGCUUUGAGUGUGGGCAGACCUUUGUUCAGAGUUCAAACCUAAAGCAGCAUCAAGGAAUUCACACUGGGGAGAAGCCCUAUAAAUGCUUUGAGUGCGGGAAAUGCUUUGCUCAGAGUAGCUACCUUAAGCGGCAUCAACGAAUCCACACUGGGGAGAAACCCUAUAAAUGCUUAGAGUGUGGGAAGAGCUUUGCUCAGAGCAUACACCUUAAGCUGCAUCAACGAAUUCACACUGGGGAGAAGCCCUUUAAAUGCUUUGAGUGUGGGAAGAGCUUUGCUCAGAGCAGCAGCCUUAAGCUGCAUCAAGGAAUUCACACUGGGGAGAAGCCCCAUAAAUGCUUUGAGUGCGGGAAGAGCUUUGCUCAUGGUAUACAACUUAAGAGGCAUCAAAGAAUUCACACUGGGGAGAAGCCCUAUGAAUGCUUUGAGUGCGGGAAGAGCUUUGCUCAGAGCUUCAGCCUAAAGCUGCAUCAAAGAAUUCACAGGGAGAAGCCCUAUAAAUGCUUAGAAUGCGGGAAGAGCUUUGCUCAGAGCACACUCCUUAAGCGGCAUCAAAGAAUUCACACCAGGGAGAAGCCCUAUAAAUGCUUAGAAUGCGGGAAGAGCUUUGUUCAGGGUAUACAUCUUAAGCAGCAUCAAGGAAUUCACACUGGAGAGAAGCCCUAUAAAUGCUUAGAAUGCGGGAAGAGCUUUGCUCAGAGCACACUCCUUAAGCGGCAUCAAAGAAUUCACACCGGGGAGAAGCCCUAUAAAUGCUUAGAAUGCGGGAAGAGCUUUGCUCAGGGUAUACAUCUUAAGCGGCAUCAAGGAAUUCACACUGGAGAGAAGCCCUAUAAAUGCUUAGAAUGCGGGAAGAGCUUUACUCUGAGCUCACACCUUAAGCGGCAUCAAAGAAUUCACACUGGGGAGAAGCCCUAUAAAUGCUUAGAGUGCGGGAAGAGCUUUGCUCAGGGUAUACACCUUAAGCAGCAUCAAGGAAUUCACACUGGGGAGAAGCCCUAUAAAUGCUUAGAGUGUGGGAAGAGCUUUGCUCAGGGAAUACAUCUUAAGAAGCAUCAAAGAAUUCACACUGGAGAGGAGCCCUAUAAAUGCUUAGAGUGUGGGAAGACCUUUGCUCAGAGGACAGCCCUUAAGCAGCAUCAGGGAAUUCACACUGGGGAGGAGCCCUAUAAAUGCUUACAGUGUGGGAAGAGCUUUACUCAAAGCACAAGCCUUAAGCUGCAUCAAAGAAUUCAUACUGGGGAGAAGCCCUAUAAAUGCUUAGAGUGCGGGAAGAGCUUUGCUCAAGGUAUUCAUCUUAAGCAGCAUCAAAGAAUUCACACAGGGGAGAAGCCCUAUAAAUGCUUUGAGUGUGGGAAGAGCUUUGCUCAGAAAAUACACCUUAAGCAGCAUCAAAGAAUUCACACUGGGGAGAAGCCCUAUAAAUGCUUUGAGUGCGGGAAGAGCUUUGCUCACCGCAACAGCCUUAAGCGGCAUCAAAGAACACACACUGGGGAGAAGCCCUAUAAAUGCUUAGAGUGUGGGAAGAGCUUUGGUCAGGGAAUACAUCUUAAGCAGCAUCAAAGAAUUCACACUGGAGAGGAGCCCUAUAAAUGCUUAGAGUGCGGGAAGUCCUUUGCUCAGAGGACAGCCCUUAAGCAGCAUCAAAGAAUUCACACUGGGGAGAAGCUCUAUAAAUGCUUUGAGUGUGGGAAGAGCUUUGCUCACAGCAGCAGCCUUAAGCAGCAUAAAAGAAUUCACAAUGGGGAGAUUCUCUAUAAAUGCUUAGAGUGCGGGAAGAGCUUUACUCGCAGCAGCAGCCUUAAGCUGCAUCAAAGAAUUCACACUGGGGAGAAGCCCUAUAAAUGCUUUGAGUGUGGGAAGAGCUUUGCUCAGAAAAUACACCUUAAGCUGCAUCAAAGAAUUCACACUGGGGAGGAGCCCUAUAAAUGCUUACAGUGUGGGAAGAGCUUUACUCAAAGCACAAGCCUUAAGCUGCAUCAAAGAAUUCACACUGGGGAGAAGCCCUAUAAAUGCUUAGAGUGCGGGAAGAGCUUUGCUCAAGGUAUUCAUCUUAAGCAGCAUCAAAGAAUUCACACUGGGGAGAAGCCCUAUAAAUGCUUUGAGUGUGGGAAGAGCUUUGCUCAGAAAAUGCACCUUAAGCUGCAUCAAAGAAUUCACACUGGGGAGAAGCCCUAUAAAUGCUUUGAGUGUGGGAAGAGCUUUGCUCAGAAAAUGCACCUUAAGCAUCAUCAAAGAAUUCACACUGGGGAGAAGCCCUAUAAAUGCUUUGAGUGAGGGAAGAGCUUUGCUCACAGCAGUAGCCUUAAGCCGCAUAAAAGCAUUCACACUGGGGAGAAGCCCUAGAAACGCUUUGAGUGUCGGAAGAUCUUUGCUCUGAGCUCACACCUUAAGCAGCAUCAAAGAAUUCUAAUUCACACUGGGGAGAAGCCCUAUAAAUGCUUUGAGUGUGGGAAGAGCUUUGCUCUCAGCUCACACCUUAAGCAGCAUCAAAGAAUUCACACUGGGGAGAAGCCCUAUAAAUGCAUAGAGUGUGGGAAGGGCUUUGUUGGGAGCUCACACCUAAAGCUGCAUCAAAGAAUUCACACUGGGGAGAAGCCCUAUAAAUGUUUAGGGUGCGGGAAGAGCUAUGGCCAGGGUAUACAUCUUAAGCAGCAUCAAAGAUUUCACACUGGGGAGAAGCCCUAUAAAUGCUUUGAGUGUGGGCAGACCUUUGUUGGGAGCUCACACCUAAAGCUGCAUCAAAGAAUUCACACUGGGGAGAAGCCCUAUAAAUGCUUUGAGUGUGGGCAGACCUUUGUUGUCAGCUCACACCUACAUCUGCAUCAAAGAAUUCACACUGGGGAGAAGCCCUAUAAAUGCUUAGAAUGCGGGAAGAGCUUUGCUCAGAACACACACCUUAAGCAGCAUCAAAGAAUUCACACUGGGGAGAAGCCGUAUAAAUGCUUUGAGUGCGGAAAGAGCUUUGCUCACAGCAGCAGCCUUAAGCAGCAUAAAAGAAUUCACACUGGGGAGAAGCCCUAUAAAUGCUUUGAGUGCGGGAAGAGCUUUGCUCACAGCAGCAGCCUUAAGCAGCAUAAAAGAAUUCACACUGGGGAGAAGCCCUAUAAAUGCUUUGAGUGCGGGAAGAGCUUUGCUGACAGCAACACCCUUAAGCAGCAUCAAAGAAUUCACACUGGGGAGAAGCGCUAUAAAUGCUUUGAGUGCGGGAAGAGCUUUGCUGACAGCAACACCCUUAAGCGGCAUCAAAGAAUUCACACUGGGGAGAAGCGCUAUAAAUGCUUUGAGUGCGGGAGGAGCUUUGCUGACAGCAGCACCCUUAAGCAGCAUCAAAGAAUUCACACCGGGGAGAAGCCCUAGAAAUGCUUUGAGUUUCAAUGCUUAGUGUGUGAAAGAAACUUCACUUUCAACUCACAACUUAACUUGCAUCAAAGAAUUCACACUGGGGAGAAGCCCUAUAAAUGCUUUGAGUGUGGGAAGAGCUUUGCUCUCAGCUCACGCCUUAAGCUGCAUCAACGAAUUCACACUGGGGAGAAGCCCCAUAAAUGCUUUGAGUGCGGGAAGAGCUUUGCUCUCAGCUCACGCCUUAAGCUGCAUCAACGAAUUCACACUGGGGAGAAGCCCCAUAAAUGCUUUGAGUGCGGGAAGAGCUUUGCUCUCAGCUCACGCCUUAAGCUGCAUCAAAGAAUUCACACUGGGGAGAAGCCCUAUAAAUGCUUAGAGUGUGGGAAGAGCUUUGCUCUCAGCUCACACCUUAAGCUGCAUCAACGAAUUCACACUGGGGAGAAGCCCUAUAAAUGUUUAGAGUGCGGGAAGAGCUAUGGCCAGGAUAUACAUCUUAAGCAUCAUCAAAGAAUUCACACUGGGGAGAAGCCCUAUAAAUGCUUAGAGUGUGGGAAGAGCUUUACUCAAUGCUCAAGCCUUAAGCAGCAUCAAAGAAUUCACACUGGGGAGAAGCCCUAUAAAUGCUUUGAAUGUGGGAAGACUUUUGCUCAGAGCACACAGCUUAAGCGGCAUCAACGAAUUCACACUGGGGAGAAGCCCUAUAAAUGCAUUGAGUGUGGGAAGAGCUUUGCUCUCAGCUCACACCUUAAGCAUCAUCAACAAAUUCACACUGGGGAGAAGCCCUAUAAAUGCAUAGAGUGCGGGAAGAGCUUUGCUUGCAGCUCACACCUUAAGGUGCAUCAACGAAUUCACACUGGGGAGAAGCCCUAUAAAUGCUUUGAGUGUGGGAAGAGCUUUGCUCUCAGCUCACGCCUUAAGCUGCAUCAAAGAAUUCACACUGGGGAGAAGCCCUAUAAAUGCUUUGACUGCGGGAAGAGCUUUGCUCGGAGCACAAGCCUUAAGCAGCAUCAAGUAAUUCACACUGUGGAGAAGACCUAUAAAUGCUUAGAGUGUGGGAAGGACUUUCCUCGCAGAGAAACCCUUAUGAUGCAUCAAAGAAUUCACACUGGGGAGAAGCCCUAUAAAUGCUUAGAGUGCAGGAAGAGCUUUCUUCGCAGAGUUACCCUUAUGCUGCAUCAAACAAUUCACACUGGGGAGAAGCCCUAUAAAUGCUUUGAGUGUGAGAAGAGCUUUGCUCAGACCACACAACUUAAGCGGCAUCAAAGAAUUCACACUGGAGAGAAGCCCUAUAAAUGCUUUGAGUGCGGGAAGAGCUUUCUUGAAAGCAGCAAACUUCAGCAGCAUAAAAGAACUCACACUGGGGAGAAGCCCUAUAAAUGCUUUGAGUGCGGGAAGAGCUUUUCUGAAAGCAGCAAACUUAAGCAGCAUAAAAGAAUUCACACUGGGGAGAAGCCCUAUAAAUGCAUAGAGUGCGGAAAGAGCUUUACUCAAUGCUCAAGCCUUAAGCAGCAUCAAAGAAUUCACACUGGGGAGAAGCCCUAUAAAUGCUUUGAGUGUGAGAAGAGCUUUUGCGGGAAGAGCUUUCUUGAAAGCAGCAAACUUCAGCAGCAUAAAAGAACUCACACUGGGGAGAAGCCCUAUAAAUGCUUUGAGUGCGGGAAGAGCUUUUCUGAAAGCAGCAAACUUAAGCAGCAUGAAAGAAUUCACACUUGGGAGAAGCCCUAUAAAUGCAUAGAGUGCGGAAAGAGCUUUACUCAAUGCUCAAGCCUUAAUCAGCAUCAAAGAAUUCACACUGGGGAGAAGCCCUAUAAAUGCUUAGAGUGUGGGGAGAACUUUGCUCAGAGGUCACAGCCUAAGCAGCAUGAAGUAAUUCACACUGGUGAGAAGCCCUAUAAAUGCUUUGAGUGCAGGAAGAGCUUUGCUCGCAGAGAUACCCUUAUGCUGCAUCAAAGAAUUCACACUGGGGAGAAGCACUAUAAAUGCUUAGAGUGUGGGAAGGACUUUCCUCGCAGAGAAACCCUUAUGAUGCAUCAAAGAAUUCACACUGGGGAGAAGCCCUAUAAAUGCUUUGAGUGCGGGAAGAGCGUUCCUCGCAGAGAUACCCUUAUGCUGCAUCAAACAAUUCACACUGGGGAGAAGCCCUAUAAAUGCUUUGAGUGUGAGAAGAGCUUUGCUCAGACCACACAACUUAAGCGGCAUCAAAGAAUUCACACUGGCGAGAAGCCCUAUAAAUGCUUUGAGUGCGGGAAGAGCUUUGCUAAAAGCAGCAGCCUUAAGUGGCAUCAAAGAAUUUUAGCCCCCCAGAGGGUAUGGAAACCCGAAGAUUCUGGGGGAAACUGGCCAGGUGGUUACCAGAGCUGCACUCCUGGAACAAUCCUCAUGGCCAUGGGGACUCACAGCGUCAGGCAAAGUUUAUUCCUCCUAGAUCAGCAGCAUUCUAACAAAUAUCAAAGGUUUCAAUGCUUAGUGUGUGAAAGAAACUUCACUUUCCACUCACAACUUAACCUGCAUAAAAGAAUUCACACUGGGGAGAAGUCCUAUAAAUGCUUUGAGUGUGGGAAGAGCUUUGCUCUCAGCUCACACCUUAAGCAGCAUCAAAGAAUUCAUACGGGGGAGACGCCCUAUAAAUGCUUUGAGUGUGGGAAGACCUUUGCUCGCAGAGAAACCCUUAUGCUGCAUCAAAGAAUUCACACUGGGGAGAAGCCCUAUAAAUGCUUAGAAUGCGGGAAGACCUUUGCUCAGAGCACACACCUUAAGCUGCAUCAAAGAAUUCACACUGGGGAGAAGCCCUAUAAAUGCUUUGAGUGUGGGAAGACCUUUGCUCUCAGCUCACACCUUAAGCAGCAUCAACGAAUUCACACUGGGGAGAAGCCCUAUAAAUGCAUAGAGUGUGGGAAGAGAUUUGCUUGCAGCUCACACCUUAAGCUGCAUCAAAGAAUUCACACUGGGGAGAAGCCUUAUAAAUGCUUUGAGUGUGGGAAGAGCUUUGUUGUGAGCUCAAACCUUAAGCAGCAUCAACGAAUUCACACUGGGGAGAAGGCCUAUAAAUGCAUAGAGUGUUGGAAGAGCUUUGCUUGCAGCUCACACCUUAAGGUGCAUCAACAAAUUCACACUGGGGAGAAGCCCUAUAAAUGCUUUGAGUGCGGAAAGAGCUUUCUUGAAAGCAGAAAACUUCAGCAGCAUAAAAGAACUCACACUGGGGAGAAGCCCUAUAAAUGCUUAGAGUGCGGGAAGACCUUUGCUCAGAGCAAAGUCCUUAAGCAGCAUCAAAGAAUUCACACUGGGGAGAAGCCCUAUAAAUGCUUAGAGUGCGGGAAGACCUUUCUUGAAAGCAGAAAACUUCAGCAGCAUAAAAGAACUCACACUGGGGAGAAGCCCUAUAAAUGCUUAGAGUGCGGGAAGAGCUUUGCUCAGAGCAAAGUCCUUAAGCAGCAUCAAAGAAUUCACACUGGGGAGAAGCCCUAUAAAUGCUUAGAGUGCGGGAAGAGCUUUGCUCGCAGAGAAACCCUUAUGCUGCAUCAAAGAAUUCACACUGGGGAGAAGCCCUAUAAAUGCUUAGAGUGUGGGAAGAACUUUGCUCAGAGGUCACAGCUUAAGCAGCAUGAAGUAAUUCACACUGGGGAGAAGCCCUAUAAAUGCUUUGAGUGCGGGAAGAGCUUUGCUCGCAGAGAUACCCUUAUGCUGCAUCAAAGAAUUCACACUGGGGAGAAGCCCUAUAAAUGCUUAGAGUGUGGGAAGGACUUUGCUCAGAGGUCACAGCUUAAGCUGCAUCAAGUAAUUCACACUGAGGAGAAGCCCUAUAAAUGCUUUGAGUGCGGGAAGAGCUUUCCUCGCAGAGAAACCCUUAUGCUGCAUCAAACAAUUCACACUGGGGAGAAGCCCUAUAAAUGCUUUGAGUGCGGGAAGAGCUUUGCUCAGACCACACAACUUAAGCGGCAUCAAAGAAUUCACACUGGCGAGAAGCCCAAUAAAUGCUUAGAGUGCGGGAAGAGCUUUGCUGACAGCAUCAGCCUUAAGCGGCAUCAAACAAUUCACACUGGGGAGAAGCCCUAUAAAUGCUUUGAGUGCGAGAAGAGCUUUGCUCAGACCACACAACUUAAGCGGCAUCAAAGAAUUCACACUGGGGAGAAGCCCUAUAAAUGCUUUGAGUGCGGGAAGAGCUUUUCUGAAAGCAGCAAACUUAACAGCAGCCUUAAGCGGCAUCAAAGAAUUCACACUGGGGAGAAGCCCUAUAAAUGCUUUGAGUGCGGGAAGAGCUUUUCUCAGAGCACAAACCUUAAGCAUCAUCAAAGACUUCACACUGGGGAGAAGCCCUAUAAAUGCUUUGAGUGCGGGAAGAGCUUUGCUCAGAGCAGGAACCUUAAGCUGCAUCAAAGAAUUCACACUGGGGAGAAGCCCCAUAAAUGCUUUGAGUGCGGGAAGAGCUUUGCUCGUGGUAUACAUCUUAAGAGUCAUCAAAGAAUUCACACUGAGGAGAAGCCCUAUAAAUGCUUACAAUGCGGUAAGAGCUUUUCUCGGAGCACAAACCUUAAGCAUCAUCAAAGAAUUCACACUGGGGAGAAGCCCUAUAAAUGCUUUGAGUGCGGGAAGAGCUUUGCUCAGAGCAGGAACCUUAAGCUGCAUCAAAGAAUUCACACUGGGGAGAAGCCGUAUAAAUGCUUUGAGUGCAGGAAGAGCUUUACUCAGAGCAGCAGCCUUAAGCUGCAUCAAAGAAUUCACACUGGGGAGAAGCCAUAUAAAUGCUUUGAGUGCGAGAAGAGCUUUGCUCAGAGAACACACCUUAAGCGGCAUCAAAGAAUUCACACUGGGGAGAAGCCCUGUAAAUGCUUUGAGUGCGGGAAGAGCUUUUCUGAAAGAAGCAAACUUAAGCUGCAUCAAAGAAAUCACACUGGGGAGAACCCCAUGAAUAAGCCCUAUAAAUGCUUUGAGUGUGGGAAAUGCUUUGCUCUCAGCUCACACCUUAAGCAGCAUCAACGAAUCCACACUGGGGAGAAGCCCUAUAAAUGCUUAGAGUGUGGGAAAUGCUUUGCUCUCAGCUCACACUUUAAGCAGCAUCAACGAAUUCACACUGGGGAGAAGCCCUUUAAAUGCUUAGAGUGUGGGAAAUGCUUUGCUCUCCGCUCACACCUUAAGCGGCAUCAACGAAUCCACACUGGGGAGAAGCCCUAUAAAUGCUUUGAGUGCGGGAAGACCUUUGCUCGGAGCACACAGCUUAAGCAGCAUCAAGGAAUUCACACUGGGGAGAAGCCCUAUAAAUGCUUUGAGUGUGGGAAGACCUUUGCUCGGAGCACACAGCUUAAGCAGCAUCAAGGAAUUCACACUGGGGAGAAGCCCUAUAAAUGCUUAGAGUGUGGGAAGACCUUUGCUCGGAGCACACAUCUUAAGCAGCAUCAAGGAAUUCACACUGGGGAGAAGCCCUAUAAAUGCUUUGAGUGUGGGCAGACCUUUGUUCAGAGUUCAAACCUAAAGCAGCAUCAAGGAAUUCACACUGGGGAGAAGCCCUAUAAAUGCUUUGAGUGCGGGAAAUGCUUUGCUCAGAGUAGCUACCUUAAGCGGCAUCUACGAAUCCACACUGGGGAGAAACCCUAUAAAUGCUUAGAGUGUGGGAAGAGCUUUGCUCAGAGCAAACACCUUAAGCUGCAUCAACGAAUUCACACUGGGGAGAAGCCCUUUAAAUGCUUUGAGUGUGGGAAGAGCUUUGCUCAGAGCAGCAGCCUUAAGCUGCAUCAAGGAAUUCACACUGGGGAGAAGCCCCAUAAAUGCUUUGAGUGCGGGAAGAGCUUUGCUCAUGGUAUACAACUUAAGAGGCAUCAAAGAAUUCACACUGGGGAGAAGCCCUAUGAAUGCUUUGAGUGCGGGAAGAGCUUUGCUCAGAGCUUCAGCCUAAAGCUGCAUAAAAGAAUUCACACUGGGGAGAAGCCCUAUAAAUGCUUUGAGUGUGGGAAGACCUUUGCUCGGAGCACACAGCUUAAGCAGCAUCAAGGAAUUCACACUGGGGAGAAGACCUAUAAAUGCUUAGAGUGUGGGAAGACCUUUGCUCAGAGCACACAGCUUAAGCAGCAUCAAGGAAUUCACACUGGGGAGAAGCCCUAUAAAUGCUUUGAGUGUGGGCAGACCUUUGUUCAGAGUUCAAACCUAAAGCAGCAUCAAGGAAUUCACACUGGGGAGAAGCCCUAUAAAUGCUUUGAGUGCGGGAAAUGCUUUGCUCAGAGUAGCUACCUUAAGCGGCAUCAACAAAUCCACACUGGGGAGAAACCCUAUAAAUGCUUAGAGUGUGGGAAGAGCUUUGCUCAGAGCAUACACCUUAAGCUGCAUCAACGAAUUCACACUGGGGAGAAGCCCUUUAAAUGCUUUGAGUGUGGGAAGAGCUUUGCUCAGAGCAGCAGCCUUAAGCUGCAUCAAGGAAUUCACACUGGGGAGAAGCCCCAUAAAUGCUUUGAGUGUGGGAAGAGCUUUGCUCAUUGUAUACAACUUAAGAGGCAUCAAAGAUUUCACACUGGGGAGAAGCCCUAUGAAUGCUUUGAGUGCGGGAAGAGCUUCAGAGCUAGUAGAGACAUUCUGCGGCAUCAAAGAAUUCACACUGGGGAGAAGCCCUAUAAAUGCUUAGAAUGCGGGAAGAGCUUUGCUCAGAGCACACUCCUUAAGCGGCAUCAAAGAAUUCACACCGGGGAGAAGCCCUAUAAAUGCUUAGAAUGCGGGAAGAGCUUUGCUCAGGGUAUACAUCUUAAGCGGCAUCAAGGAAUUCACACUGGAGAGAAGCCCUAUAAAUGCUUAGAAUGCGGGAAGAGCUUUGCUCUGAGCUCACACCUUAAGCGGCAUCAAAGAAUUCACACUGGGGAGAAGCCCUAUAAAUGCUUAGAGUGCGGGAAGAGCUUUGCUCAGGGUAUACACCUUAAGCGGCAUCAAGGAAUUCACAAUGGGGAGAAGCUCUAUAAAUGCUUUGAGUGUGGGAAGAGCUUUGCUCAGGGAAUACAUCUUAAGCAGCAUCAAAGAAUUCACACUGGGGAGAAGCCCUAUAAAUGCUUUGAGUGUGGGAAGAGCUUUGCUCAGAAAAUAAACCUUAAGCUGCAUCAAAGAAUUCACACUGGGGAGAAGCCCUAUAAAUGCUUUGAGUGCGGGAAGAGCUUUGCUCACCGCAACAGACUUAAGCAGCAUCAAAGAAUACACACUGGGGAGAAGCCCUAUAAAUGCUUAGAGUGCGGGAAGAGCUUUACUCGCAGCAGCAACCUUAAGCGGCAUCAAGGAAUUCACACUGGGGAGAAGCCCUAUAAAUGCUUAGAGUGUGGGAAGAGCUUUGUUCAGAGAAUACAUCUUAAGCAGCAUCAAAGAAUUCACACUGGGGAGAAGCCCUAUAAAUGCUUUGAGUGUGGGAAGAGCUUUUCUGAAAGCAGCAAACUUAAGCUGCAUCAAAGAAUUCACACUGGAGAGAAGCCCCAUGAAUGCUUAAAGAAUGGGAUGAGCUUUGCUCGCAGCACAAGUCCUAAGCAGCAUCAAAGAAUUCACACUGGGGAGAAGCCCUAUAAAUGCUUUGAGUGCGGGAAGAGCUUUGCUCACCGCAACAGACUUAAGCAGCAUCAAAGAAUACACACUGGGGAGAAGCCCUAUAAAUGAUUUGAGUGAGGGAAGAGCUUUGCUCAGAGCACACUCCUUAAGCGGCAUCAAAGAAUUCACACUGGGGAGAAGCCCUAUAAAUGCUUAGAAUGCGGGAAGAGCUUUGCUCAGGGUAUACAUCUUAAGCGGCAUCAAGGAAUUCACACUGGAGAGAAGCCCUAUAAAUGCUUAGAAUGCGGGAAGAGCUUUGCUCUGAGCUCACACCUUAAGCGGCAUCAAAGAAUUCACACUGGGGAGAAGCCCUAUAAAUGCUUAGAGUGCGGGAAGAGCUUUGCUCAGGGUUUACACCUUAAGCAGCAUCAAGGAAUUCACACUGGGGAGAAGCCCUAUAAAUGCUUAGAGUGUGGGAAGAGCUUUGCUCAGGGAAUACAUCUUAAGCAGCAUCAAAGAAUUCACACUGGAGAGGAGCCCUAUAAAUGCUUAGAGUGCGGGAAGAGCUUUGCUCUGGGUUCACAACUUAACUUGCAUGAAAGAAUUCACACUGGGGAGAAGCCCUAUAAAUGCUUUGAGUGUGGGAAGAGCUUUGCUCUCAGCUCACACCUUAAGCAGCAUCAACGAAUUCACACUGGGGAGAAGCCCUAUAAAUGCAUUGAAUGUGGGAAGAGCUUUGCUCGCAGCUCACUCCUUAAGCUGCAUCAACGAAUUCACACUGGAGAAAAGCCCUAUAAAUGCUUUGAGUGUGGGAAGAGCUUUGCUCUCAGCUCACGCCUUAAGCUGCAUCAAAGAAUUCACACUGGGGAGAAGCCCUAUAAAUGCUUAGAGUGUGGGAAGAGCUUUCCUCAGAGCACAGCCCUUAAGCUGCAUCAAAGAAUUCACACUGGGGAGAAGCCCUAUAAAUGCUUAGAGUGUGGGAAGAGCUUUCCUCAGAGCACAGCCCUUAAGAGGCAUCAAAGAAUUCACACUGGGGAGAAGCCCUAUAAAUGCUUAGAGUGUGGGAAGAGCUUUGCUCUCAGCUCACACCUUAAGCUGCAUCAACGAAUUCACACUGGGGAGAAGCCCUAUAAAUGUUUAGAGUGCGGGAAGAGCUAUGGCCAGGGUAUACAUCUUAGGCAGCAUCAAAGAAUUCACACUGGGGAGAAGCCCUAUAAAUGCUUUGAGUGUGGGCGGACCUUUGUUGGGAGCUCACACCUAAAGCUGCAUCAAAGAAUUCACACUGGGGAGAAGCCCUAUAAAUGCUUUGAGUGUGGGCGGACCUUUGUUGGGAGCUCACACCUACAGCUGCAUCAAAGAAUUCACACUGGGGAGAAGCCCUAUAAAUGCUUAGAAUGCGGGAAGAGCUUUGCUCAGAACACACACCUUAAGCAGCAUCAAAGAAUUCACACUGGGGAGAAGCCCUAUAAAUGCUUUGAGUGUGGGCGGACCUUUGUUGGGAGCUCACACCUACAGCUGCAUCAAAGAAUUCACACUGGGGAGAAGCCCUAUAAAUGCUUAGAAUGCGGGAAGAGCUUUGCUCAGAACACACACCUUAAGCAGCAUCAAAGAAUUCACACUGGGGAGAAGCCGUAUAAAUGCUUUGAGUGUGGGAAGAGCUUUGCUCACAGCAGCAGCCUUAAGCAGCAUAAAAGAAUUCACACUGGGGAGAAGUGCUAUAAAUGCUUUGAGUGCGGGAAGAUGUUUGAAAAACAAUUCACUUUCCACUCACAACUUAACUUGCAUAAAAGAAUUCACACUGGGGAGAAGCCCUAUAAAUGCUUUGAGUGCGAGAAGAGCUUUGCUGACAGCAGCAGCCUUAAGCGGCAUCAAAGAAUUCACACUGGGGAGAAGCCCUAUAAAUGCUUUGAGUGCGGGAAGAGCUUUUCUCAGAGCACAAACCUUAAGCAUCAUCAAAGACUUCACACUGGGGAGAAGCCCUAUAAAUGCUUUGAGUGCGGGAAGAGCUUUGCUCAGAGCAGCAGCCUUAAGCUGCAUCAAAGAAUUCACACUGGGGAGAAGCCCCAUAAAUGCUUUGAGUGCGGGAAGAGCUUUGCUCGUGGUAUACAUCUUAAGAGUCAUCAAAGAAUUCACACUGAGGAGAAGCCCUAUAAAUGCUUACAAUGCGGGAAGAGCUUUUCUCGGAGCACAAACCUUAAGCAUCAUCAAAGAAUUCACACUGGGGAGAAGCCCUAUAAAUGCUUUGAGUGCGGGAAGAGCUUUGCUCAGAGCAGGAACCUUAAGCUGCAUCAAAGAAUUCACACUGGGGAGAAGCCGUAUAAAUGCUUUGAGUGCAGGAAGAGCUUUACUCAGAGCAGCAGCCUUAAGCUGCAUCAAAGAAUUCACACUGGGGAGAAGCCAUAUAAAUGCUUUGAGUGCGAGAAGAGCUUUGCUCAGAGAACACACCUUAAGCGGCAUCAAAGAAUUCACACUGGGGAGAAGCCCUAUAAAUGCUUUGAGUGCGGGAAGAGCUUUUCUGAAAGAAGCAAACUUAAGCUUCAUCAAAGAAUUCACACUGGGGAGAAGCCCCAUAAAUGCUUUGAGUGCGGGAAGAGCUUCGCUCGAAGCACAAACCUUAAGCAUCGUCAAAGAAUUCACACUGAGAUGAAGCCAUAUAAAUGUACGGGAUGUGGGGAAAGCUUCAGCUUGUGUGAAAGAAACUUCACUUUCAACUCACAACUUAACUUGCAUCAAAGAAUUCACACUGGGGAGAAGCCCUAUAAAUGCAUAGAGUGUGGGAAGGGCUUUGCUCGCAGCUCACACCUUAAGCAGCAUCAAAGAAUUCACACUGGGGAGAAGCCCUAUAAAUGCAUAGAGUGUGGGAAGGGCUUUGCUCGCAGCUCACACCUUAAACUGCAUCAACAAAUUCAUACUGGGGAGAAGCCCUAUAAAUGCAUAGAGUGUGGGAAGGGCUUUGCUCUCAGCUCACGCCUUAAGCUGCAUCAAAGAAUUCACACUGGGGAGAAGCCCUAUAAAUGUUUAGAGUGCGGGAAGAGCUAUGGCCAGGGUAUACAUCUUAAGCAGCAUCAAAGAUUUCACACUGGGGAGAAGCCCUAUAAAUGCUUUGAGUGUGGGCAGACCUUUGUUGGGAGCUCACACCUAAAGCUGCAUCAAAGAAUUCACAAUGGGGAGAAGCCCUAUAAAUGCUUUGAGUGUGGGCAGACCUUUGUUGUCAGCUCACACCUACAUCUGCAUCAAAGAAUUCACACUGGGGAGAAGCCCUAUAAAUGCUUAGAAUGCGGGAAGAGCUUUGCUCAGAACACACACCUUAAGCAGCAUCAAAGAAUUCACACUGGGGAGAAGCCGUAUAAAUGCUUUGAGUGCGGAAAGAGCUUUGCUCACAGCAGCAGCCUUAAGCAGCAUAAAAGAAUUCACACUGGGGAGAAGCCCUAUAAAUGCUUUGAGUGCGGGAAGAGCUUUGCUCACAGCAGCAGCCUUAAGCAGCAUAAAAGAAUUCACACUGGGGAGAAGCGCUAUAAAUGCUUUGAGUGCGGGAAGAGCUUUGCUGACAGCAACACCCUUAAGCGGCAUCAAAGAAUUCACACUGGGGAGAAGCGCUAUAAAUGCUUUGAGUGCGGGAAGAGCUUUGCUAACAGCAGCACCCUUAAGCAGCAUCAAAGAAUUCACACCGGGGAGAAGCCCUAGAAAUACAAAGUGUGUGAAAGAAACUUCACUUUCCACUCACAACUUAACUUGCAUCAAAGAAUUCACACUGGGGAGAAGCCCUAUAAAUGCUUUGAGUGUGGGAAGAGCUUUUCUGAAAGCAGCAAACUUAAGCUGCAUCAAAGAAUUCACACUGGAGAGAAGCCCCAUGAAUGCUUAAAGAAUGGGAUGAGCUUUGCUCGCAGCACAAGUCCUAAGCAGCAUCAAAGAAUUCACACUGGGGAGAAGACCUAUAAAUGCUUUGAGUGCGGGAAGAGCUUUGCUGACAGCAGCAGCCUUAAGCGGCAUCAAAGAAUUCACACUGGGGAGAAGCCCUAUAAAUGCUUUGAGUGCGGGAAGAGCUUUGCUCAGAGCACAAACCUUAAGCAUCAUCAAAGACUUCACACUGGGGAGAAGCCCUAUAAAUGCUUUGAGUGCGGGAAGAGCUUUGUUCAGAGCAGGAGCCUUAAGCUGCAUCAAGGAAUUCACACUGGGGAAAAGCCCCAUAAAUGCUUUGAGUGCGGGAAGAGCUUUGCUCAUGGUGUACAACUUAAGAGUCAUCAAAGAAUUCACACUGGGAAGAAGCCCUAUAAAUGCUUUGAGUGCGGGAAGAGCUUUGCUCAGAGCAGCAGCCUUAAGCUGCAUCAACGAAUUCACACUGGGGAGAAGCCCCAUAAAUGCUUUGAGUGCGGGAAGAGUUUUGCUCGUGGUACACAUCUUAAGAGUCAUCAAAGAAUUCACACUGAGGAGAAGCCCUAUAAAUGCUUAGAAUGCGGGAAGAGCUUUGCUCGGAGCACAAACCUUAAGCAUCAUCAAAGAAUUCACACUGGGGAGAAGCCCUAUAAAUGCUUUGAGUGCGGGAAGAGCUUUGCUCAGAGUAGGAACCUUAAGCUGCAUCAAAGAAUUCACACUGGGGAGAAGCCCUAUAAAUGCUUUGAGUGCGGGAAGAGCUUUGUUCAGAGCAGCAGCCUUAAGCUGCAUCAAAGAAUUCACACUGGGGAGAAGCCCUAUAAAUGCUUUGAGUGCGAGAAGAGCUUUGCUCAGAGAACACACCUUAAGCGGCAUCAAAGAAUUCACACUGGGGAGAAGCCCUAUACAUGCUUUGAGUGCGGGAAGAGCUUUUCUGAAAGCAGGAACCUUAAGCUGCAUCAAAGAAUUCACACUGGGGAGAACCCCAUGAAUAAGCCCUAUUAAUGCUUUGAGUGCGGGAAGAGCUUUGCUCACAGCAGUAGCCUUAAGCAGCAUAAAAGCAUUCACACUGGAGAGAAGCCCUAG
This is a messenger RNA of Elgaria multicarinata webbii, 16305 nucleotides long. RefSeq lists its product as uncharacterized. The transcript has 19 exons. Lineage: Eukaryota; Metazoa; Chordata; Lepidosauria; Squamata; Anguidae. The record is from RefSeq and is a predicted model, not a curated record. The annotation marks the transcript as partial.